This is a messenger RNA of Cydia pomonella (codling moth), 4357 nucleotides long. RefSeq lists its product as uncharacterized. Lineage: Eukaryota; Metazoa; Arthropoda; Insecta; Lepidoptera; Tortricidae. The transcript has 3 exons. The record is from RefSeq and is a predicted model, not a curated record. Bases 1341 to 3233 code for a protein of 630 amino acids.
UUUUGUGUCAACUGUCACGUUUGACAUUGACGUAAAUAAAAAUCAAAACAAAGUGCUAUCAACGUCUUUGUGCAUUCGAUUAAAAGUGUUUGUGCCUUCGUUCGUUAUAAUAAAAAACAUUAAAAUGUCUAGCGAUAUGGAUAAAUUAAAAAAAACUACGCGUUAUACGCUCACAGUGCAAAGGAACCAUUACAAGAAUCGACAGUUUUGUCAAGGAUCCAGAAACUUUGGCAGCCGCCAGCGCCGAUAUAUUAGAGGCGCGUAAAGAGAAGCUCAUUUCCACCUUAAAAAAUUACGAAGAGGUGCAAAUGGACAUCCUUAGCAUUGAUGAGAACGACGGUGAACAGGUGGGAGAGGUUGAAGACAAAUAUUAUUCUAUAUUAGCCAAAAUUAAUAGCUCCCUUAAAAUGCUAAACACGAAAGUGACUGCGGAGUGCCACAACGCAUCCACAUGUAAGUUGCCCACAAUCGAAAUACCCUUUUACGAUGGAAAGGAUUUCACUAAAUUUAAACCUUUUUUCGACUUAUUCACAGCUGUCAUUGAUCAGAAUAGCUCACUAUCUGAUGUGCAAAAGCUUUUUUAUUUGCGAAAGUACCUACAGGAGGAUGCGUUAGCGGUUAUUUUGAAUUUGCCAUUGAUAAAUGAAUCAUAUAAGGAAGCAAUAAAAUUAUUAAAAAAGAGAUUUGACAACAAGGCUAGAUUAGUAGCAAACCAUAUAGGUAUAUUGUUAGAUAUUUCUAGUAUACAAAAAGGCACAGCGGCUUCCAUACGAACAACAUGUUUCAUGUCCAUGUUUCACAAAUUAAUCAACAGUUGCAUGCAUUAAAAAAUUUAGAUGAACCCGUUGAUAAAUGGGACAUGCUUUUAAUAUCAAUAUUGACUCGUAAGCUAGAUCAAUUCACACACCGGGCUUACCAGUUAGACCGGGACUCCGAUACCAUGCCUACUAUGGCUGGUUUCAUUGAAUAUUUAGAAAAGCGUGCUAUAGCGCUCGAAGAUAGUCAUCAAAAUAAACAUAGUACCUACUAUGAUGGUACCAACAAACAUUUAAAUAAUAAAAGUACUUGCUAUGAAGGUACUCAUAAAUCAAUACCUAAGGUCACAAAUGUGGUAUCGAAGUCGUUGCCGCCCUGUAGGUAUUGUGCUAAUAAAGACCAUCAGAUAUAUAACUGUCCCAUGUUUAAAAUGUUACCUACAGCUCAAAGGCAAUCUUAUGUAAAUGAAAAGCAAAUGUGUAAUGUAUGCCUUAAUAAUCAUGAUGGUAAAUGUAAAUUUAGUUUUAAAUGUAAAAUGUGUAAACAGGGCCACAACACAUUGCUGCAUCAGGAGCGCAAUGUGAAUGUGGACAAGCCCAGGACAAAUAAUGAUGUCAGUCAGCAGCCACUAUCAUCUGAUACUGGGUUGCAUAAAAACUGAAAAUGGACCGGUAUUCCAGAAUACCAUGUUAGGAUAUAUUGUCGGAGGAAGUAUUCCUGAAAAAGGACACCACUGCGUGUUCAAUCCGUCAAGUCGAACCUCACAUCAUCGUGUGGUCUUUGAUGGAUCGAUGAGAUCUAGAAAUGGGACAUCGCUGAAUCAAGUCAUGCUGAACGGACCUGUUGUACAGAGUGAGCUCUUUGACAUUCUUAUUUUAUUCAGGACUUAUCCAUUUAUUUUCACUUGUGAUAUUCAAAAGAUGUUUCGCAAUGUUUUUAUAAAUGAACAUCAACGCGGACUUCAAAACAUUUUAUGGCGCGAUUCGCCCAAAAACCCUAUCAACUGCUUGCAGCUUCAAACUGUUACAUACGGUUUAAAAUCAAGCACAUUUUUAGCUACAAGAGCUUUAAAGGAGCUAGCAAAUAUGCAUAAGGACCAUUUUCCUUUGGCCGCUCAGGCUAUUUAUAAAAAUACAUUUGUUGAUGAUGUGCUGACUGGUGCUGAUGAUGUGGAGACACUUCAGGAGCUGAAAAGGCAAAUUGUAGAGCUUCUAAAAUUAGGUAGUUUCUCAUUACAUAAAUGGUGUUCGAACCAUGCUCCAGUUUUGAGCGAUAUACCAGUUGAGCACAGACAAAUUGAUAGUGUAGAGAUAGGUAAAAAUGACACAGUGAAGACUUUAGGUCUUACACUCGAAAUAAAUUCAGAUAAAUUGAGUUUCUCUUGCCCUGCAAUUGAUGAGUCAACAAUACUGAACACAAAAAGAAAAAUUCUCAGCUUUAUAGGGAAAAUGUUUGACCCACUUGGUAUAAUUGGCCCAGUAAUUGUGGUGGCCAAACUAUUCAUGCAAGAACUCCAUAGCUCUAUGCGUAAAGAUUGGGACUCUACAAUCCCAAAUGAACAAUUCCUAUACUGGUCAAAGUUUUUAAAUAAUUUAAUGCAAAUGGGUCAAAUCAAAAUAGAAAGAUGUGUUAACUUUAAAUUUGUAUCACAUGUAGAGCUAGUAGGAUAUGCCGAUGCAUCUCUUAAGGCUUUCGGGAGCUGUCUCUACCUAAGAGUUUUUAUGACUGAUGGCUCGGUCCAAGUGAACUUAUUAUGUUCCAAGUCCCGUGUGUCCCCACUUUCUAAAUCUCACACUAUACCUCAAUUGGAGCUUUCUGCUGCUCUACUUUUAGCGCAAUUGGUAGGUAGAGUCAGUAAGAUUUUAAAUGAUAGAGUUCCUCAUAAAAUAUUUCUUUAUAGUGAUUCUCAAAUUGUUUUGUGGUGGAUCAAGACAGAGGCAGUAAAAAGUACUGUAUAUGUAAAAAAUAGAGUCAAACAAAUUGUAGAGCUUACUGAAAAAUCACAAUGGCUGUAUGUUAGGUCAAAAGAUAAUCCUGCUGACUUAUUAUCAAGGGGCGUUGAACCGCAUAAGCUGCAGGAGUCUGAUCUAUGGUGGCAUGGUUUGCCUAGUCUCUGUGAUGUAAAUUAUACACAUGCAAAUUCUGAAGAAUUUAAUUAUAACGAUUUCAUGACACAUGUAGACUCGCAUGGUGCUUCAUUUGAUGCGUCUUCUGACGAUGUAGAGGGAAUUUUGUGCCAUACCACAAAUAUAGAGCCUCUGGAUUUAUUAAGAAAAUAUUCUAACAUCAAUAAACUUCAAAGAGUUAUAGGUUUUAUGUAUAGAUUUUAUAAUAACUGCUUGAACAAAGACAACAAAAUUACAAGCAGUUACUUAACUGCAAAGGAAUUGCGUGACUCUAUGACGAAGAUUGUACGUUGUACACAGGCAGAGCAUUUUGGUAAAGAAUUAGUCCUGCUCUCAAAAAUAAGCCUGUGACAAUUGGUGAUCAAUUAGCGUUUCUAGAUAAAAACGGUGUAAGUAGGGCCGUGGGGAGACAGCAAAAUGCAGAGAACCUGUCUUAUGACAAGCGGCAUCCAUCUAUACUUCCAAAAAAUUAUUAUUUGCUUUCUGAAGCUGCACCUUACUCACAUCCUUUCUGCAGUAAGUCAUUUCAAGGUCAUGAUGGAACGCAACUGUUUGAUUGAACAGGGUAGCAACACAUAACUCUUUUCCACCAUUCUGUCUAACGAUAGCGGCAUCGUUUACCAGAUCAUCACGGAAAGACGUGUGUGGGGUACUUAAUAUUCUAGUGAACGAAUGGUUGUCUAUACUUAAAUGCGUGCGAAUGUCCGGAACCUAUUUUAAUUUUUGGAAACUAAAGUUUAUGAACUUUUAUCGGUGCGUGUUUUCUAGUUAGGUGCGUUUAAUUAAAGGAUGUGGAUAUAUAAUGCUUAUAAAUACUGUGUAUGUUGGUACAUAUAAGAAUGUUUUGCAUGGUAAAAUAGUUUUAGGUAUAGUCGUUAGAUUUGUAGCUGGCCCCGAAAGGCUUAUCCUUUUUCCUUAGGCUUUGGAAUUAAGCAAGACUUCUGGAAAACCUGGUCUCAAAGUUAUUUGACCCAACUUCAAAGCCGCCCCGAAUGGAAAUACCAGCAAACUAAUUUAAAGGAAGGUGAUUUGGUAAUUGUAAAGGAUAUAAACACCUCUCCAUUAAAUUGGCCAAUGGCUCGUAUAGUAAAAACGUUCCCUGGUAGGGACGGAUUAGUAAGGGUAGCUGAUGUUAAAAUUAAUAAUAAGAUAUUUCGUAGAGCCAUAACUAAGUUAUGUCCUUUACCUGUAUUGUAGUUUUAAUAACUUCUCUUAUGUUUAGAUUCCUGUUGGCGGGUCCAAUCUUUACCUUUAUGUAAUUGCCUGGCCCCAACUAUGUUUAAUACAAAACAUAUAGCGUGUAAGCUUAGCUUAAGUUAUUUUUCUAUAUAGCAACAUAUUUUGUAGUUGCCCUAUAAUUUGCAUGUGGCAACUCUCUCUCUUCUUUCUCGAUCCGAACCGACGACACGUCCCGCGAUCACCUUUGUAAUAAUUUUUAAUAUAAAAGUGAAUAAAAGUUCAUUUAAACUUAAAAA